Molecule: messenger RNA, 597 nt
Organism: Tripterygium wilfordii
Lineage: Eukaryota; Viridiplantae; Streptophyta; Magnoliopsida; Celastrales; Celastraceae
Product: peroxidase 66-like
Exons: 4
Coding region: 1-597 (198 amino acids)
Biological process (GO): response to oxidative stress
Molecular function (GO): peroxidase activity; heme binding
Source: RefSeq, a predicted model, not a curated record
AUGAAGGUCUCCCAUUACAUGAGUUUCAUAGUUCUAAUACUGUCUCUUUUAGAACUCUCGAUUUCUCUUGGCUCCCGGUCAACAGAGAUUUCCAACGUGAGUCUACUUAUAUGCUCUGAGAUGGCAUCUCUAUCUUUUAGAGAAUCUUAUAAUCACUACAAGUAUCGACAGAUCGCCUUCUUAUCGUCGAGGGUUUUGACAGUCUCGGCAAGCCGUUGGAGUCCACUGCAACAAGCAGGGGACGGCGUGGAGUCCCUCCCCAUUGCAAACCCAACACACCCAGCAGCCUUGGCUGUUACUGCAUUGCAUGGCACGGCAGCCUCAUUGACGUUGGCAAAUCUCUCACCACUUGAUUUGGUGACACCCAAUUCUUUUGAUAACAAUUACUUCAAGAAUUUGAUACAAAAGAAGGGUCUUCUUCACUCUGACCAAGUUCUCUUUAGCGGCGGAUCCACCGACAAAAUUGUCUAUGAAUACAGCAAGAAUCCUUCUCUCUUUAACUCCGAUUUCGCAUCUGCCAUGAUUAAAAUGGGAAACAUUGACGUUCUUACUGGUUCAUCUGUGGAGAUAAGGAGGAUAUGCAGCGCUGUCAACUAA